Messenger RNA from Sphenostylis stenocarpa, 1587 nucleotides. The record is from the annotation of a GenBank genome assembly. NCBI's taxonomy places the organism in Eukaryota, Viridiplantae, Streptophyta, Magnoliopsida, Fabales, Fabaceae.
AUGGAGGAUUGUUUAGGACAAAAAUGGAAGCAGCGACAGUUCGAUUUGGCAUCAGUUUCCGACCUAUCUGUGGCUCUCCCUUCUCCGUCGCCGGGAAUCGCUCGAUUCGACACCGACGGUCUCAAAAUUUAUCAGCAAUCUCACCAGAUUCCAUUCAGUGUCGAUCCUCGAACUGUUCAGUUAUACAAGCUGAGUCCUGUUCAAUCCGUUUGCGUGGUGGAAGGAUCUGAUGUCUGUAAAAAGACAUUGUAUUCCAGGGGAGUCACUAUCCAGUUUAGAAAUGAGGAGGACAGUGCAGCCUUCCACUGUGUAGUCCAACAAUGGAAGAAGGAAGUCAAUCCUCAAGGAGAAAAUGGGCCAAAUGGAACUCUGACAACUUCUAAAAGCAAAUUUGAUGAAAAGAUUGAGUCAUCAUCUGCAAAAAUGUAUUUUCAUUAUUAUGGACAACUACUGCAUCAGCAAAAUAUGUUACAGGACUACAUCCGGACAGGGACCUAUCAUGCUGCUGUUAUUGAGAACCGAUCUGAUUUCAUUGGUCGUGUUGUAGUUGAUGUGGGUGCUGGUAGUGGUAUUUUAUCAUUAUUUGCUGCUCAGGCUGGUGCAAAACAUGUAUAUGCCGUCGAAGCAUCUGACAUGGCAGAGUAUGCACGGAAACUUGUAGCUGGAAAUCCAAUGCUGGCUCAGCGAAUUACAGUGAUCAAAGGCAAAGUUGAGGAUGUUGAAUUGCCAGAGAAAGCAGAUAUUCUGAUAUCUGAGCCCAUGGGUACCUUGUUAGUCAAUGAAAGAAUGCUGGAGUCUUAUGUCAUUGCCAGAGAUAGGUUUCUUGCUCCUACUGGGAAAAUGUUUCCAGCUCUUGGAAGGAUUCACAUGGCACCUUUCACUGAUGAAUAUUUGUUUAUGGAAAUUGCUAAUAAGGCACUGUUUUGGCAGCAACAAAACUAUUAUGGUGUUGAUUUAACACCCCUACAUGGAACUGCAUAUCAAGGAUACUUUUCUCAGCCUGUGGUGGAUGCUUUUGAUCCAAGACUGUUAAUAGCUCCUUCAAUUUUUCAUGUGAUAGACUUCACCAAAAUAAAGGAGGAAGAACUAUAUGAAAUUGAUAUUCCUCUGAGAUUUAUAGCCUCUGUGGGCACCAGAGUGCAUGGAUUAGCAUGUUGGUUUGAUGUGCUGUUCAAUGGGAGUACUGUGCAAAGGUGGCUUUCCACUGCUCCUGGGUCACCAACAACCCAUUGGUACCAGUUACGUUGUGUUCUUUCACAACCAAUAUAUGUCAUGGCUGGACAAGAAAUUACUGGCAGGCUUCACUUGAUUGCCCACAAUGCACAGAGUUAUACAAUAUAUUUAACAUUGUCAGUUAAAAUGUGGGGUCCUGGUUCUGAACAAGGAGGAAUUCUCCAAACAUCUUCAUGUAAACUUGAUCUGAAAGAACCCUAUUAUAGAAUGUCUCAACCACAGGCUUAUGCAUUAGCUCAAGAUCAACAAUGUCAACCAUUUGUACCAUCGCAGGAUUUUGAUGAACCCGAAAUAGUACAACAACAUUCGUCUAAUUCAUGUGUCCAGAUUGAUUCAGUGAUGCAGAAUAUUUAG